Molecule: messenger RNA, 7263 nt
Organism: Pygoscelis adeliae (Adelie penguin)
Lineage: Eukaryota; Metazoa; Chordata; Aves; Sphenisciformes; Spheniscidae
Gene: PLEKHA8
Product: pleckstrin homology domain containing, family A (phosphoinositide binding specific) member 8
Exons: 14
Coding region: 1-1578 (525 amino acids)
Biological process (GO): intermembrane lipid transfer; ceramide transport
Cellular component (GO): cytoplasm; cytosol; membrane
Molecular function (GO): ceramide 1-phosphate transfer activity; ceramide 1-phosphate binding
Source: RefSeq, a predicted model, not a curated record
AUGGCUGAAAUGAUUCAUGUGCAGCAGCAGGAUCUCCAGACUGAAUUAGAGGCUUGCUGGCAGCCUCGAUGGUUUCUUCUCUGUGGUGGCAUCCUGUCCUAUUAUGACUCUCAGGAAGAUGCCUGGAAGGGUUGUAAGGGAAGCAUCCAAAUGGCCGUGUGUGAAAUUCAAGUUCAUCCUGCAGAUAACACACGAAUGGACCUGAUCAUCCCAGGGGAACAAUACUUUUAUCUGAAGGCAAGAAAUGCAGUCGAAAGGCAGAAAUGGCUGGUCGCACUAGGAACUGCCAAAGCCUGUCUGACUGACAGCAGGACACAGAAGGAAAAAGAGUUCACUGAAAACACAGAAACCUUGAAGACUAAAAUGUCUGAACUUAGACUGUACUGUAACCUUCUUGUUCAGCAAGUGCAUAAAACGAAGGAAGCCAGCAUUUCUGGUGUGUCAGAACCAGAGAGCGGGAUUGAUAUGGGAGCUCUGUUAAAAUCAACCUGUGACACCUUCCUGAAGACUCUUGAAGAAUGUAUGCAGAUUGCAAAUACUGCCUUCACUUCUGAGUUAUUGCAUCAGACCCCACCUGGGUCCCCACAUUUAGCAGUUCUCAGAACGAACAAGAUAAAGCACUCUGUCUUGUCCAGUCACACCUCAAUGGAAAGACAGAUGGAAUUGAACUCCUGUGAAAAUGGCUCUGUAAAAACAGAAAUUAACCAUCAAGAGCAAUCCCUUUUUAAAAGUCUGGAAUGUUUAAACCUGGAAACAAAUGAGGGGGGCAGUGAUGUUUCUGUUGAAGAUCACAUAGCAGAUGAUUUGGCAGGCAUUAAAGAAGAUGGAGAGAACAAGCUGCAAGCUGUAGAAAGCUUUGGUGCCCACAAGCUGCUGCAGUCGGAAACAAAUUCUUUAAGUGGAUUGACUCUGUGUGAGGAAGACAGAAAUGAAAAUGAUUCUCCUACCUUCUUCAGUGUCAUGAGCAAUAGGUUCAGUGAUAUUGAACUUCGGGAGGAGGAGGGCAUACCAACAGAAGAGUUUCUGGAGUCAUGUUAUGCAAUUGUGCCCGUUCUGGACAAACUGGGACCAACUGUUUUUGCUCCUGUUAAAAUGGAUUUUGUAGGUAACAUCAAGAAAAUAAACCAGAAAUUUAUAACCAACAAAGAAGAGUUUGAUACCCUUCAGAAGAUAGUGCUCCAUGAAGUGAAUGCCGGCGUAGCACAAGUUAGAAACUCUGCUACGGAGGCUCUCCUGUGGCUGAAAAGAGGCUUAAAGUUCUUGAAAGGGUUUUUGACGGAAGUGAAGAAUGGAGAAAAGAAUAUCCAAACAGCUCUAAACAAUGCUUAUGGAAAGACAUUACGGCAGCACCAUGGUUGGGUUGUCCGCGGGGUCUUUGCGUUAGCUUUAAGGGCAGCUCCAACGUACGAAGACUUUGUGGCAGCUCUGUCUGUAGAGGAGUGUGAUCCUCAGGAAGAAACGUUUUACAAAGGAAUGCAGAGGGACCUCAACAUUUACUUACCAGCCAUGGAAAAGCAGCUAAAUAUCUUGGACACUCUCUAUGAAGUACAUGGUUUGGAGUCAGAUGAGGUGGUAUGACUACAGCAAGACCAUGUCUUAAAACUUCAGGGACUGUGUCUGUUAACAAAGAUUUUCUUUCGUUUCUUUUUUUUAGACAUCGUUUCUGUUCAUUGUAUCUUUUCAGGUGGGAAGGGUGUUGUGAGUGUUUUUGGGGAAGGGUAUGUAUGAUUUUUAUUCUUUUUUGUUAACACUUGUUUUGUGUUUAAAUGCAGAGGUACUGUUUCUCUUUGGGUCAUAACUAUGUCCGUGAUGAAUGUUUUUGACUGUUUCUCUCCUGCCUGUGCACUCCCUCUUCUCUUCACCUCGUAAAAGUAACAGAGCAGAAUUUGGCCUUUGCUCCCGUACCUCAGGAGAGAGCCACGCGUGCAGCGGAGCGGUCGGGAUGUCAAGAUGGAGCCCAGGCAGGUGCUGCUGGCUCUGGCUCUCCCAUGGCCUGUGCCCACUCCCUGCGACAGUGUAGGAGGACAGAGGUAGGGAGAGUUACUGUUACUCCGGUAACAGAAGAGAAGGUCAGUUAAAUGCCACCUUAUAAGGUACGUGGUGCGUUUGUCCCUUAAUUUGGGUUGAAGCUUUUUAAUGUAGCACCUCCCCAAAUAUUACAGAGAUCUUCAUCACAAGCAUAUGUGGUUGGUGGUCUGAGCUUCCCCAGGAACCAGCCUUUGCAACUGUGGGUCGUGUUCCCUGACCAGCUCCCAGUAUGUGCCAUGUUCUCCCUGUCAGCUCCUGCCAGUGGGUCACAAGAAAUUUGCUGGCACAGAUGGGCAGAGCCCAGCUAAUUGCAACAGUGCUUUACACAAGCAAUUGAAGAUCAUGUCCAUCAUCCUGGUUCAUUAAGGUUUUGGUGGAUUUUUCUAUUUUGGGUUUAGGGUUUUCUUAAAUUCACACAAAAACAUAAUACUUGCUUUUAAAUUGAAUACAGCUAGCAGUUUAAAAAGCAGAUUUUAUUAAAAUCCUUCCUAGGCUGCCAUUAUGGGCAGAGGCUUCAUGAAAGUGGAGUAAAGCAUAGGAGAAGUUAGAAUUUGUCAUGGAGCCACUACCCAUUUGGCCAAUUACAAACCUGAAAAUCUGAAAUGAUGUAGAAGUGACUGGAAAUUAAGAAAGUAAGAUUUGCCCUUUUUCCCGUUUUGCCGAUACAGAUAAAAAUGUGCUCCUUAACACUGCUGCUAUUAAAAAAUAAUAAAGAAGUCCUUUUAGCUAGUGAUACAGUUAAGGACAAAAUUCCUAGCUGUCUUGAUGUCUAGAAGGCUGUCUGUGAAUUACUGACUGCCCAUUCAAGGCAUAAAUGGGUCUCUCAGUGGUGACCUAGGGCUUCAGAUGGCUUUGUGCAAAGAGUUGAGUUGUGUGCAGGAGGAGAGAAGACUGUGCUAAUGAGGUACUUAGAAUUAGUAAAUCUUCAUAAAUACAGGAGAAGUUUCAGUGUCACCAUACUCACAGGCGAAGUACUGGCUUUUGCUAAGCUAAAAACCAUGUUGUCAGUAAAAUGAAUGUACUGCAGGCCUGCUGCCCGGCAUCGCUCUGUGACGGGAGCCUCUCUGCACACCAUAUACUUGAUCCUUUCUAAAGAGCCUAGCAUUGCGAGCUUUAAGAAAAGCAUAUGAUGCUUGAAGAAAAGACCAAACAUCACACAGUGUAUAAAGCAAGAUACCAGAACUGUAAUUAGGCAUUUAAACAGUGUGUCUUGUUCCUGUCAUCUUCUCUGAGUUGUGCCUAUCUGUAGUUCCUACAUCCUUCCAAAAGGCAUCAGUAGGAUGUGGGCGUUUUAGGUUUUUGUUUUUUCUUAAAUUAAGUAGUAUAUAUUUAUGCCUGAGUACAAAGUCAAAACUUUUGACCAAAGCUCCAUUCAAUUAUUUCACUACUCACAGUGCUAAAAAUGAAGCAAAGAGCCUUUGGGAUUCAGCUGUCUGCUUCUUCUAAGCAUAAAUGCAAAGAAACCACCCCUGCAGCAGACCAACCAACCCUCCACCCUGUGUGGCUUCCUCAGGGUUUUUGGCUAUUAUGUGGGAAACUUUGCUGUAAUAGUUCUUAGCUGAAUGCUCUGGGGAGGUAAUGGAGACCACAUUUCCACAAAAUAUCAGCUGGAGUAUGGAGAGAGCAGGAAGAGGUCCCUUUUCUCUAGAAAUUAACUUGUGAGAUCAUGAUGAAAAUUGGCUUCCCUUUUUGCUCUAAGCUUUUCCAAUAGCAAGAAACAGUAUUCAGCACUUAAAGUCUUGGAGAUAUUUUUGGGUUUUCUGUUUGUUUUGUUUUGUUUUUUAACUAGCGGGAGAACCACUGGUUUGUUAGUAGUGCAUCAGACUCAACGUUUGAUGCAAGAAAUAAGGAGGCUUUAUUUUGUAAGCAGAGAACUUAACAGCUUCAUUGGGCCAUUGGCUUCAGCAAUUACUAACUUCUACCGUUCCUUCUUCUAACAAAUAGACAGUGGUACACAUUGCAUAUCCUCUAAUCAGCGUGGCAUCCUGCCUCAGAGCAGGCUUUCUUGUCUUGCUCUUCUCUGUAAAGUUGGUAUUUCUGAGAAUGUUCUUAGGAGACCAUGGCUUCAGGAGACCCCUGUGUGCUUGUUGUUAAAUAGGGGACUUGUAGAGAAGGAAUUGAGCAAGGUCUCCUCGCCUUCAAAACUUGUACUUCGCCAUGCGCUGCUCUUGCAGGGCAUUGAGCAUUUCUAAGACUAACAAAUGAUGUCUUUCCAGUCUUUUCCACCACUGAGAAAGAAACCCAUGCAGCAUGUUGCAGAGCCGAACUCCAAGUUACACCUCUAAGGAUGCAAUGGACCAGAUGACCAAGUGGAAGCAAAUACACUGCUAGACAAUUCACUUCUUUCUUUUCACAGCUUGUGAUGUCAGUUUGGCAAGCAGAGAGGAUUGCUUUUGAUUUUAAUAAUUGUCGAGCAAGCAACUAAGUUUUGGCCUUCAAAUUUAGAAUUGGAGACAAGGUCGGUGUUUUCUAUUUGAUUUGUUCGGUUCGUUGAUUGGUUAGGGUUGUUUCGGUUUUUUUAAUGGCUGACAUUUAUGAACAACUGACCUGCAUACUGACAGAGGUCCAUAUGACUCUCAGAUAACAGCACCCUUGCUCUGUAUACUUUACAUGAACUGCUUUGGUUUCUUAAACUGCACUAGUCUGAAGUUUUGCGUCCCUUUCCUUUAGAAACGCUUUCGGCUGUUUCCUUCGAUGUCUAACAGUUGCAUAUUCUCAGGGAUUUUACUUAGCCAUGGCAAAAUACGAGUAAUCACAGCCUUACCCUAGGGCAGUAAGGCUGCUUUUUGUGAAAUUAGUAUAGCUGAGCGUAGAACUCUGAUACAGCAUAUGACACUGACAGUGUCUAUCCAGUGCGCAUCCUUGCUGAGACAUGGUAAAUCCCAAAGCAAUCUUAUAGAAGUGCUAUCUAGUACUAAACAAUGGCAGUCAGCAUAUUUGAAUAGAGAUCAUACACACAUCUUUGUAAUACAGUGCCGUUGGCGUUAGAGCAGAGCUCUCAAAUAAUUUCAGUCAAGUUCUGCUUAGCAGUGGGAGGCUUUUAUUUAUUUUAUUUAUUUUUUUGUUACUUUUUUAAAACAAACUAUGUUCUGGAGCCCCCUCUGCUAUUUUAAGACACCAUACUCAGUUGCAUAUUGAAGUUCUGUGACAUUACAGUUGUAGAAUAUGAACUGGAUACUCAAGUGCUUUAGUGUAAACUUAAGGAGUCAUUGAAACAUCCCAUCUUGACACUGUUGUAUAUGGGUCUCCCUUUAACAGAUGCACUUAAAGUUAAGGGCCAUAUACCUUCACUUACAAGCUUUUUGUAAAGCAUCGUCAGGCUUUAGGUUACAGCUGUUUGCUUUAAAAUUGUUUCAUGGUUUGAAAAGUGUCACUUGGUUGGCUUCACGUAUAAAAAGUAUGCCCAAAAUGUGCUCCAGUUGUUUGCAGCAUGCAGGCAAAGGGGUGUGGACCAUUCUAGAAAACAGUGUUACGUAUGUCCAUAUGCUGGACCUUCUAACCAUUUCUUUACAUUAUCAAUUCAGCUUUUGUGAAAAGCUUUAGGGAACCCUAAAAUGCCUUUUAGAUACCAGAAAAGAUCAUUAGCACGUUCCUAUCUGGCUGUCUUCCCCUCUUCCCCCACCUGGUGACCACCCCUUCCUUCCCUUCCAUUCCUCAACUUCUUUGCUGCCAGAGUUGUUGCUGUCAAGUUGAAGUAUCUCUCCAUAAGAGUGCAAAGCAGGAAGUUUUGUAAAUGAUAAAAAUGUAAACUUGGAAAAUCAGACCUGAAUUAUUUGGCAGGGAACAAAACCUACAGUCAGAUGGAGAAUGUGCUGCUUUUCUCCGAAGUUUCUCCCUGGUUUGACAUAUUUUGCCAGGAAAACCACACCACCUUGAACUUUUAAUUUCACCAAUGAAAUUUAAAUUGGGACACUUCAGACUUGGCAGUUCUACCUCUUACGAGUGAAAGCACAGGGAUUUUUUUUUUAAUUGACUUAUUUCUGUUCUCUUGCCUGCAUAGAACAGAUAACAAAACAAAAAGAGAAGGGGGGCAAGAAUAACUGAAUUUAUGCCUCUCUGCUAACCUCUGUAGCCCCUUGGUGAACAAACCCUGCAAGCUACUGCAUGCUCCAAGCAAUAUAAAAUCACCCUUGUGCAGAAGGGUUAUCAUAGCACACUUACUGGCUCUGAGCAAGCCCAGACAGUAGCUGAUCCUGCUCACAGUUCACUUGAGGAUUUAAGCACUUGCUUUAAAGUUAGAACAUAGGCAUAUGCUUCACUUAAACACACGCUCACUCUCCCACUGGCAUGCACUUCUUCAAAAUGUGGCCUUUGGCUAUCACUUUUAAUAUCCCUUUCUUGGUAUAUUAUUUCUCCCCCCAAAAGACUCCAGAUGUGCUAAAGGGGUAUUUUUAAUAUAUGAAACUUCCUUGUUUUCAUAUCCUGAUUUUUGCUUAACACUAAGUUUGUUUAUUUUAUUUUGUAUUGCAGCAUUCAGGGGGUCCAAAACUUAUAUUUUAAUUCCUUUAUUUAAAGCCAUCUUGAAAGUUCGAGAUUUAUGUCUACUUGAAACUAAACAAGAAAAUUGCAUUCCAGAAUAUGGUGACUAAACUGAAAACCAAAGCAGCUUGCUUUUGUGCUUUCCUUUCCUAUUUUCUUUCUUUUUUUCAAGCCAAUUUUGAGCAUACUUUUUAUCAAUGUCAAGCUGAGCUUACUGCAAGCCUUACUUGUACAUACUAAAAUAUAUUACAUACAUACUGAAAUACAUUUAAAGAUGAAGAGAAGGUAUAUUGCCUCAAACUUUAAAUUUACUUAAUUCUAAGGGCUUGUUCAUGCCCCCAAAAUCACCUCUUCCAGUGUAACCAUUCACAAAUUGUGCUGUCAUAAGCAGUUCAGUCUUGAAAUACUUUGGAGUUUCCAGUCUGCAUCAUCUCUCAAAUCAUACAGCAUCUGUCUCUUUUCUUUUGGAGCAUUGUUAAGACCUUUGUCAGACUUUUAUAUUAUUUCAUUAUAAUAAACUUAUUUUAAAUAAGCAUGUUUUAAAAUCUCGCUUUCUCCUUGCAUGCAUUUUGUUUCUUUUAUUACAAUAGAGGGCCUAAAGUGCUCUUCAGGACUGCAUCUGUUCUAGGUACUGUGUGAACAGUCGAAAACAGUAUGUUUCUGGUUCAUAGAAACUACCUGUAUGUAUCUUUGUACGAAGAAUGUUAACACACAUGGAGCCUGUUUUGAUUACGAGAAUAAAAGCUCUGUCUGGCA